Vespula vulgaris is the source of this 4257-nucleotide messenger RNA. Its product is annotated as putative peptidyl-prolyl cis-trans isomerase dodo. Gene Ontology annotation, molecular function: protein binding; peptidyl-prolyl cis-trans isomerase activity. The transcript has 3 exons. Gene Ontology annotation, cellular component: cytosol; nucleus. NCBI's taxonomy places the organism in Eukaryota, Metazoa, Arthropoda, Insecta, Hymenoptera, Vespidae. The record is from RefSeq and is a predicted model, not a curated record. Bases 94 to 582 code for a protein of 162 amino acids.
AAUACCUAUGUAUACUUUAGGAACGCGUUUAUGUUUGACGUGAAGUCGUGUAGAGAAGAAAUAAUCUCGCAAGUCAACUAAAUUUCAAUAACCAUGGCGGACGAGGAGCUUCCAGCGGGCUGGGAAAAACGUCUCAGUAGAUCUACUGGUCAACAUUAUUAUUUAAAUAUUUAUACUAAACAAAGUCAAUGGGAUAGACCAGACAAACCAGCAGAUCCUUCUGGUAAUGGUAAUGGGGAUGGUUCAGAGGAAGUCCAGUGUUCACAUCUUUUGGUAAAACAUUCAGGAUCUAGACGGCCAUCUUCUUGGCGAGAAGAAAAUAUAACAAGGUCAAAGGAGGAAGCUUUAGAAUUAAUAAAGUCUUACAGAGAACAAAUUGCGUCUGGAAAAGCAACAUUUGCUGAACUGGCUUCAAAGUAUAGUGAUUGUAGUUCAGCUAAACGAGGAGGGGAUUUGGGACCAUUUAGUAGAGGUACUAUGCAGAAACCUUUCGAGCAAGCAGCAUUUGCUUUGAAAGUUGGUGAAUUAUCUUCUCCUGUCCAUACAGAUAGCGGUAUUCAUAUUAUCCAGCGGACUGCAUAAAGCAGCUUACUCCACAAUAUGAUGCAAUGUACUUUGCAGAAAAGUUUCAUAUUAAUUUCAUUAGUCAAAAAGGUGGUUAAGCUAGGUUUUCUUAAUUUUUGUAUGAAAUCUUGCAAUAGAUUUUUCUCUGAAUAUCAGAGUUAAAUCAUUAUUAUGCAGAUAUCAACAGAAUAAUAGAUCCUUCAUUUUUUCUUUUUUAAUUUAAUCUGAUAAAAUUGUAUAUUGAUCAGUCUUCCACUAAUUAAAUAUCUUGCUUAUAUUCUUUUCAAAACAGAUAUUUAUAUCAUGUUAUAUGAUAUAUUUAUGUUUUUUUCGAUUAUAAUAAAUAAUUUUUCUAGAUAUCUUGAAAAGAUAAAAUUUCCAAGUAUCAUAACAGGUCAUUAUUUUUCAUACAAUUAUUGAUACAUAAGAAUUAUUUUUUUUUUUUUUUAAUCAGUUUAAAUUGAUAAAUUUUAUUUAGUAUGCUUAAAAUUCUUUUAAUCUUUGAUUCACUUUAUUAAGAUACAUAUUUCGACAAAUAUAAAUAAUAGUAUCUUUAUUGAUCAAGAAAAUAUUUUACAGUUAUUUUUAAGAAAGAAAGAUUAUACUAAUAUGUAGUAUUUAAAAUCAGCCAACUCUAUUACAUAGGCUUUACUACUGACUUUUGUAUUAAUAUAUGCUUAUUUUUAAGCACAUUGCAAUUUAAAACAUUUGAAUAGAAGAAAUAUAUGCGAAAAUAUAUUGGAAAUUAGUUUCCAACAAUAUAACUUAAAAAAGUGAGAAUUGCAUCACAUUUUAAUGGUGCAGAUACUAUUUAAUGGUUCACAUAAUAGUGGUAAAUUGUUCAUUGAUCUCUGUAUUUAUAAAAUUUUUCUGUUCUCUCUCUCUCUCUUUUUUUUUUUUUUAUAUUAACAAUAAGUUGAAUGUUCUUUAAAAUAAAAUCAGAUGUGCUCAAAACUGAACAAUUCAGUUUUAUUUGUGACAUGUAUCUACACAUAGUCAGUAGUAUGUAUUGAUCCUUAAUUAAUUUUAUUUUCUUAUAUGUAUAGUAAAAUGAAAGUUGAAAAAACAAGAUAGUAUAAGAUAGGAUAAAGAAUUUGUUGAAAACCUAGAUUAUUAAAGUUUUUGAUAUAGUGAAAAGAAUAGGAAGCUCUUUAAUAGAUUGUUUUCUUUAUCUCAUAAAUUUAAUAUAAACCACCUUAUAUCUCUUUUAUAUUACAAUUGUCAAAUUUAUUCAAUUUAUGAUAUUUAGGCGAAUUAAAUAUGUUUCCAUGAAGGUUUAUUUAGGACAUUCUCUUUAUAAUCAAAUAAUAUUAAAAGAUCAGUCAUUUUUUAUAUCAAUUGUUCUUCUUUAGGAAGUAACUCUUCAUUUGUCUAUGCAAUUUUAAAGUCAUAUGAACUUGUCUACGAGUGUAUAAUUAAAGUAGCAUACAAUCAAUAGUAUAUUGUAAUACAAUAAUAAAUUCAUUAGUACUUCUUAAAAGAAUUAAUCAAAGUAAGUAUUAAAUACUACGAUAAAUCUUCUAAAAUUGAAUCAAGAAAACGAUAGAAAUAUGUAAAAAUUCUUUCCUAUUACUUUGGUUAAAGAGUUGGCUGUAUCAGAUUGGGACAAUGAUUGUAUAAUACCUUGUACAUUUAAAUACCUCUUAAAGUUACUUAUACGUUUUGUAUUUUUUUUAGGAAUUAUAGCACAAACAUCUCCUUUGUACACAUCAUCUAUUAAAUGAAUCUAUAGUUAAUGUUACAACACAUUUUUCAACGUAUAUAAAGAGAUCUAGUUCUAUUAUCUUAAUGAUAAUUAUUUAUAAUAACUUAGGAAACAAUAGCAAUAUAUAAAAUGCAUUUACAUGCACAAUAAAAACAUUUUCGCAUUAUUGUAUAUUGUACAAGCAUAUUUAAAUGCAUUUUAAACAGAAUGCUUCUACAAUUUAAGCAAUCAAUGAGGGAUUAUACCGUAAUGCGGACAUCCGAAAAGUGCGGAGGCGUCUAAAUGCAAUAAUUGUAAUGUAUUUAAGUACUUACUUAAAGUAAGCAUUAAAAUAUAUCAGUACGCUUCUGUUCGCAUUAGACAAGUUUGCCGAAUUCGUUUUUUAUAGAUAUGCACAUAAUGUACAUAAAAGUAAUUUUGUUUUUCAACAUCAAAUAUAUAGUCUUCUAAGGUCAUAUGGUCAUCAAUGUACGCGUAUUGCACGUUUAUGUCGAUUAUCAGUAUCGCCCCAUGCUGGAGGAAAUCCGCUACUCAAUGGCUUCCCCACUUGGGAACCCUACACGAAACUUUGUUCUAAUCAUUAUGUAAGCGCGCGUAUGAAAGUCUAUUUGCUCACAUGGGGAGAACUGAAUAUGAUUGACAUAAUGCAAUAAUAAAGAGUGGUACAUUUAUAACAAUCUACAAUGACGUAACAUAGAUAUGAUCUAUUACUAUCAUAUUCUCUUUUAUAUUAAAUCAUUAAAAUGUUUACAUGAAUAUAUUUUCAGUGAUUACGCCGAGCACGGAAUCAUCAUUUUAGCAACGCUUCGAUGAGAAAGUCAUAUAAGUUCAAGAAGUUUUUUUAUUGAUCCAGGGAAACUAUUUUUCAUUAAGUCAUGCAUUAACAAACUGUAACAAUUAGGACGCUUUUUAAAUUUUAUAUAGUCAUCAGUUCGUAUACCUAAGUUUCGCAUGUACGAUAUGUUGGACGCAAGUCUCUUUUGUGACCUUGUAAAAACCAUUGUAAAGGGUCAUUAGUGAUCAGCCGUUGCGCAAGUUCCAGUUUUUCAUUUGGUCGACCCUGGCGUUUAGUUUCCAUAAAUUGGUCACGAUAUCUAAACUCGAUCAAUUUCGAGACACGCGAUAGUUGAAACAAUCUGAUGAGCGACGAUUUUGUUCCUCGAUUAUAAUGAAGAUAACAAUGGUCCACGCUUCAUUUAUUUUAGUUUUCUCGAAAUUCUUGGAAAAUAAUUUCAUUUUUCUCUCUCUAACACUUAUUAAGGAAUUAACAAAUUAACAUCAAUGCUGUAUGGUUUUCAUUUCACGAAGCCUGUGACGCAGCGACCGUGUGAAACGAACACCAUUUAUUCAUGAUAGUUGAAUUAAAAGGAGGAAAUGCGUCAAGUUUUCUCAACGAGUUAGCUUUCAUUCGGUUCUUUUUAAUUAUCGUUCUCUUUACGAUGAUGUACAAACAAACUUUUCGUCGCACGCUUCGUAAUUUUAAUUUCUUGUGAAAAAAUGUAACUUUUAGAUAAGAUAAGAGUGUUUUGCCAGGGUCGUGCCUUACAUUACAAUUUAAAAAAAAAAUGUUCUACAAAUUAUUCAUGUGCUUUUUACAGACGUUUUGCUCACGUAUACAUAGAAGUAAGUCUUUCACGUAAUGCAACACGAAUUUGUAUUAUAAAAGUUUGCUCAUAUAGCAAACCAAGGUCGCAUUUUACACGGAUUUAAUUCAACGUUGUAAAUCAGGGAAGGCUAUUUCUAUUAGCGAUGAACGAUUAGGGAUUAUUAGCAAGUAAAGAUCUAAAUGAAAAGAUAUACGUAUAUGAAGCGUGAAAAAUUAUUGAAUCAAUAGAAUAUUUUUAUCAAUUAUUGAUAACUCAUAUUGACAUGUAUUGUUGAAUUUUGUUGACUAUGUAACAUUUCGUGGAAUUCUAUCUUGACUCGUUGAUGCCUGUUCAUGUAGAUCAGAGUACUGAAGAAAGCAAAGUAUCUACGUCAAUGCAUAA